Molecule: messenger RNA, 1162 nt
Organism: Drosophila montana
Lineage: Eukaryota; Metazoa; Arthropoda; Insecta; Diptera; Drosophilidae
Exons: 1
Coding region: 78-1055 (325 amino acids)
Source: RefSeq, a predicted model, not a curated record
CUUUAACUGUCAGCUAACUAUCUGAUGUGUAACAUUUCAUAUAGGAAGUUAUUCCAACAUACUCUGACCGCAUCAGCAUGUCGUUGUCCACGGCGUUAAUACCGCAGCAGCGACAGCCAUGCAAUCGGAAGAGCGCCCAGAUCUUUGCCAGAAUCUUCGAGCAGCGCUAUGGUAACUGGAGUUAUAUGAAAAGCCGCAGCAUUUGCCGGACCACGGCCGUUGUCGAGCAGCAGGCUAGCGGCCUUGUUAGAUGUGUCAACCAGGUGGGCAUCCAAUUGCAGACGCAGCGAAGUGCCAGCCUUUUGGCGCUCCAACGACAACAAUUGCUGGCUGUGCACAACGAGGAUUAUCGCAUCUACCCGCAAAGCGUCGAUUUGGACGCGUUCUUUGGAGAGGAGCAAAAGUGUGAGAAGGUAUCGGAUGUUUGCCUGCUCAACGAUCACUUUAUGCUGGUCAAGAUGCCGCAGGAGCAGCUGGCCAAGGAGUUCCAGCCAGCGGCUGUCGAGCUGCAGCGCAAACUGGGCUCCCGGCUGCCGCGUUGCUUUAAAUGCUAUCGCGGCAGCCGUGUUUCGCCCAUCUUGGAGGAGCAGGAUGCCUCCUCACCAACUGACUAUAGACCCUGGAACUCUUACGAUCAUGAGGACGUCGAGGUCUUUGCCUCAAGCACGCGCAUUGUACCCGCUUAUGGCCAGCAACAAAUGCCGACCAGUUCCACGCCCGCCUCCAAAUCUGUGCCGGAGUCCGUCAUAGUGGAGCAGCCGCUGCCACAGCGGAGCGCGCUUCCUGCACCAAUGCAGCUGCAAUUGGAGACGCUUCAAUCGCCGCCGCCAGCUGAUGCAUCUGCACAUGCCAGCAGCCGCGGCCCGCUGCACUGGUUCCUCUGGCCCUUCCGGCGGCGCCUUGCCAGCCGGCCCAGAGCCCAACUGGCCGCCGUGCACAAGACCUACUUUGUCAGUUGGAACAAGCCGCCGGAUACGCUCUGGCAUGGCUAUGGCGUGGAGCGUGCCCGGGUGGAUAAAGUUGUACUGCGGCGCUGCCGUUCCGCCAUAUUUUAAAGAAUUUCUACCAAAGCUUGUGUAUAUUUUGUAUAUAUUGGGGAAGGCGAGGCUCAAGCCUCAAAUCGGCCAACACAACCAAAAGGUUUAAUAAAAUAAAGAGAAAA